GCACGGGGUUAUAACGACCACGAGCCACAAAUCAAGCCCUCCAAAAUAACCCAAAUGAGCUCUUACUUUGUAAACUCGUUCUCAGGGCGCUACCCAAAUGGCCCCGACUAUCAGUUACUAAAUUAUGGGACCGGCAGUUCCAUGAACGGUUCUUACAGAGAUUCAAGCACCAUGCAUUCCAGCUCUUAUGGCUACAACUACAAUGGGAUGGACCUUAGCAUCAACCGCUCAGCCUCCUCCAGUCACUUUGGGGCUGUGGGCGAGAGCUCCCGCGGUUUCCCUUCUCCAGCUCAGGAGAGCAGGUUUAGACAGGCGUCCAGCUGCUCCUUAUCUUCUCCCGACUCCCUGCCCUGCUCCAACAGCGAGAGCCACGGAGGCAAACCCGCCCCGUCCCCCUCCGAGCCGGCUCCUGCUGCCAGCAGCACCAACACAAAUUUCACAGAACUAGACGAGACCAGCGCGUCCUCGGGAGCCGACGAGGGCACUCCAAUAAGCAGCAGCAUCCCCCGAGCGCAGGCAGAGCCCAUCGCGACCUCCACGGCAGCGACAGAAGGGCAGGCACCUCAGAUAUUCCCUUGGAUGAGGAAACUUCACAUUAGCCAUGACAUGACUGGACCAGACGGGAAGAGGGCGAGGACAGCGUACACUCGCUACCAGACCCUGGAGUUGGAAAAGGAAUUCCACUUCAAUAGAUAUCUCACCCGCAGGCGGAGGAUAGAGAUCGCUCACGCGCUCUGCCUCUCCGAGCGCCAGAUCAAAAUCUGGUUCCAGAACCGGCGCAUGAAGUGGAAGAAGGAUAACAAACUGAAAAGCAUGAGCCUGGCCUCGGCCGGCAGCGCCUUCCAGCCCUGAGCCUCGCCAGCGCCAAAACCGGCGGCAAAAACGAGCGGGAGGCGAAGAGGAAGGAGAAGAGGAGGAAGGCGAGGAAAAAAAAAAAAAAAUUAAAAAAAAAUAAUACACAACCCAAAACCACAGCGAAACCCCCGAGUGAAUAAUGAAAUAAAGAAAGGAGCGGCAGAUGCGCGGUUUGGGAGGACUGAGCAGCGAGGCACCUUCGGGGCUGAUUCCUCCCCAGAGCAGCUCCUGGCGGUGCCCUCAGCCCAGGACUGAGCUCCCCUUUUUGGAAGUUUUUUUGUUGUUGUUUGUUUGUUUGUUUGUUUAAAAACAAGGCAAAAAAAAAAGAAAUUAAAUUUUAUUUCCAGAUGCUCCUCCUGCUCUCGUUGUUCUUCUGAAUGUGUGUGUGUCCGUGCUCUCUUGGUGCUUUCUGGAAAGCUGGCAUGUGUUCUG
Messenger RNA from Camarhynchus parvulus, 1287 nucleotides. RefSeq names its product homeobox B5 (gene HOXB5). Gene Ontology annotation, biological process: anterior/posterior pattern specification; regulation of transcription by RNA polymerase II. Gene Ontology annotation, cellular component: nucleus. Lineage: Eukaryota; Metazoa; Chordata; Aves; Passeriformes; Thraupidae. Gene Ontology annotation, molecular function: RNA polymerase II cis-regulatory region sequence-specific DNA binding; DNA-binding transcription factor activity, RNA polymerase II-specific. The coding region runs from base 55 to 852 and encodes 265 amino acids. The record is from RefSeq and is a predicted model, not a curated record. The transcript is spliced from 2 exons.